Molecule: messenger RNA, 2667 nt
Organism: Pocillopora verrucosa
Lineage: Eukaryota; Metazoa; Cnidaria; Anthozoa; Scleractinia; Pocilloporidae
Biological process (GO): proteolysis; peptide metabolic process
Molecular function (GO): metalloendopeptidase activity
Source: RefSeq, a predicted model, not a curated record
AUGGCGGCUCUGGUAGGUGCGUUGCCAAAGUUUAGGAAUCUUUGGACAGACCCGCUUCGAUGCUUUCAUCUGUCUACGCUCUUCACGCAAAUAAGGAUUCUCAAGCGUCCUAUUUGCAUUGCAAGUGAUUACAAUCCUCUUCUCAGCCACGAAGGCUUACCACGCUUCAAUGAAUUUCAAACUACCCAUGUAGCGCCAGCCAUCGAGAAACUGACUCACGAUUUCGAGAGUGACUUUACCGAGUUCGAAACAAAAUUACAAGAACUAUACAGAGGAAAGGACACACUGAUUGAUCAACCCUGGUCAACUAUAAUUGAACCACUAGAGAAGAUAGGCAAUCCUCUUAGUUAUGCCUGGGGAGUUACAUCACAUUUAAACAGAGUUUGUAAUAGUCAAGAGUUGAGAGAUGUUUAUCAAAAGGCGCAACCACUGGUUGUACAAGCUUCUAUGAAAGCCUCACAGAGUGUCCCUGUAUAUGAUACUCUCCAGAAUCUCCAUCAGAAAGUUAAAGAGUCUAGUGUGAGUCUUGAUGAAGGACAGCAAAGAGUGGUGAAAUCAUUUUUGAGAUCAGCCAGAAAUGGGGGAGUGGCCCUGAGAGGAAAAGAAAAAGAAAGAUUUAAUGCUAUACAGUUGAGACUUGCUGAACUGAAAAACAAAUUCAGCAACAAUGUAUUGGAUGCAACAAAGGCCUUUUCAUUAGUUUUAACAAACCCAGAGGAUGUCAGAGGAUUGCCUGAAUCUCUUCUUCAGAUGACUGCAGAGGCAGCCGCUGCAGAAAAUCACACAGACCUCAAAGAAACAAGGAGAAACAUUGAUCCCAAAUCAGGACCUUGGAAACUCAGUUUGGAUUUGCCAUGCUUUGAGCCAUUCAUGAAAUACAGCCAAAACAGAAGUCUGCGAGAACAACUGUACAUGGCUUAUAUAACCAGAGCUUCACAAGGAGAGAGUGAUAAUUCAAAUAUUAUUGAAGAGAUAAGAAAAUUAAGACAAGAGAAAGCCACCCUCCUAGGAUUUGAGAACUAUGCAAUGCUAUCGCUGGACUCUAAAAUGGCUGGUAGCCCAUCUGAAGUUUGGAAAAUGAUCACUGAUUUACAUAGCAAGAGUAAAUUAGCUGCAGAAAAAGAAUUAAUCAAUUUGCAGACCUUUGCUCAGGAAAAUGGUUUUGUUGAUGAUUUGAAGCACUGGGACAUAGCUUAUUGGUCCCAAAAACAAAAGGAACAUUUGUUUAGUUUCACCGACGAGGAGCUGAGGCCUUACUUUCCAUUACCAAGGGUACUUGAAGGACUCUUUAAACUUUCCUCUGAGUUGUUUGGGAUAGUCAUUAAGUCGGCAGAUGGUGAAGCAGAAGUUUGGCACCCAGAUGUAAGGUUCUUUCACAUUAUGGAUGAAAGAGGGCAUCACAUGGCGUCAUUUUACUUGGAUCCAUACUCUCGACCGGCGGAAAAGAGUGGAGGGGCCUGGAUGGAUCAAUGUCUCGACAAAAGUGAAGUCCUCAACAGAAAACCUGUUGCAUACUUAGUUUGUAAUCAGUCCCCUCCCGGUGCCGACGGUUCACCUUCUCUGAUGACUUUCCGAGAUGUAGAGACACUUUUCCAUGAGUUCGGACAUGGUCUCCAACACAUGUUAACUACAGUGCCUUACUCGGAUGCUGCCGGAAUUAGAAAUGUCGAGUGGGAUGCAGUAGAGCUUCCAUCGCAGUUCAUGGAGAAUUGGCUAUAUGAUAAAACUUCCAUGAAUUUGGUCAGUGGCCAUUACCACACCAACGAUACCUUACCAGAUGAACUUUUCCAACAGGUUUGCAAAGCUCGUAGAUUCAUGGCAGGGUCACAGAUGUUACGUCAGCUUUAUUUCGGAGCACUCGACAUGGAGCUACACUCAAGUUCCGAGCCGUGGCGUACCGUCCUUGAACGGAUCUCAAGCAAAUAUACUGUGCUUAAACCACUUGACGAAGAUAGAUUUCCCUGCUCGUUUCUUCACAUCUUCGCAAGUGGAUAUGCUGCUGGAUAUUACUCUUACAAAUGGGCAGAGAUGAUGUCUGCAGAUGCCUUCAGUGCGUUUGAGGAAGUCGGUUUAAGCAACAGAAAAGAGCUGAGUACAGUUGGAAAAAGGUUCCGCGAUACUAUCCUGGCCAGCGGUGGUGCCCGCCACCCUAGUGACGUUUUUCAGGACUUUCGCGGGCGACCAGUUUCCUCUGACGCCCUGCUCAAAAGUUACGGGCUUCAGUGAUAAUAACAAAGAAUAAAUCGCUUUCGCGUGUAGUAACGCUGGCCACACUGAUGGUUUGAAUAUUGAAAAAGGUCUGUAGUGCAAAUUUACCAGUCCAGUGGGCAACGAACUAAGUCUUGGACCGGCCUUGGCCACACGCCAAGCUGAUGCCAUCAAACUCGGUGGCCGCUGAUUCAAGUUCUUUUCCAUACAAGUGCUACCUUGACGUACUAGUUCACUGCAUAUCCACCAUGUUGACUCAACACUUACCGCUGAUUCAGUUGUAUUCUAAUGCAAAUCUCAAGUGCCUAUUGGCUAACCUACUCGUUUUCCAUCAUCCCGAAAUAGAGAAAACAGUGUUAUUAAAAAGCACGCUAUUCUCCAGUUAAAGCUUUGUGAUAAUGGAGGCAAAGAGGAGAAAUAAAAGCUAACACUACAAUAAAAUAGUGGGGUCUGACGACA